Molecule: messenger RNA, 1452 nt
Organism: Eremothecium gossypii ATCC 10895
Lineage: Eukaryota; Fungi; Ascomycota; Saccharomycetes; Saccharomycetales; Saccharomycetaceae
Gene: UGA1
Product: 4-aminobutyrate transaminase
Exons: 1
Coding region: 1-1452 (483 amino acids)
Biological process (GO): GABA catabolic process
Cellular component (GO): mitochondrion
Molecular function (GO): pyridoxal phosphate binding
Source: RefSeq, marked provisional
AUGGCUAUAUUCAGCAAGGAGACUCACUUUGAAAUGACCUCUGUCUCCAAUUCCUAUUAUCCUGAUGAACCAACGGCGCCAAAGGUAGUGACGGAUACGAUCCCUGGGCCUAAGUCUCAGGAGGCUAUCCGUGACCUCGAAGGGGUCUUUGAUAGCCGUGCCGCAUACUUUGUGGCGGACUACGAUAAAUCCAUUGGUAACUACAUUGCAGAUGUGGACGGUAACAUGUACUUGGACAUGUAUGCCCAGAUUGCCUCCAUCGCACUUGGCUACAACAAUCCUGAGCUGAUCAAGGCAGCAACCUCCUCAGAGAUGGUGCGGGCCCUGGUCAACCGACCUGCGCUGGGCAACUUCCCGGGCUGCGAUCUCAGGGAAAUUCUGGCACGACUACUGCGCUUGGCGCCUGCAGGCCAGGACAAAGUGUGGUCGGGGCUGUCGGGAUCUGACGCCAAUGAGCUGGCAUUCAAAGCUGCUUUCAUCUAUUAUCGCUCGAAGAAGCGCGGCUACGACAAGGAGUUUUCCGCGGAAGAACUGUCAAGCGUCAUGGGCAAUUCGGCGCCAGGCUCGCCCCAACUAGCAGUGCUUUCGUUCAAGAGCGCAUUCCAUGGGCGGCUCUUUGCAUCUGGUUCCGCCACAUGCUCAAAACCCAUCCACAAGCUUGACUUUCCCUCGUUCCCAUGGCCCCAUGCAGACUAUCCCUCGUACGAGUAUCCGCUCAAUGAUCAUACAGAGGUAAACCGCAAGGAAGACGAUCGCUGUCUGGCGAUCGUGGAAGAGAUUAUUAAGUCAUGGCAUGUUCCAAUCGCUGCCCUGAUCAUUGAGCCUAUUCAAUCAGAGGGUGGGGACCACCAUGCCUCCAGUUACUUCCUUCAGCGCCUGAGAGAUAUCACGCUGGAACACGGCGUCGUAUACAUCAUCGACGAAGUUCAGACGGGCGUGGGUGCAACGGGGAAAUUCUGGUGCCACGAAUGGGCUAACAUACAGCCGCCCUGCGACAUGGUGACCUUUUCCAAGAAGUUCCAGUCCGCAGGUUAUUUCUUUCACGACCCUCUUUUUGUCCCCAACAAGCCAUACCGCCAAUUCAAUACCUGGUGUGGCGAUCCGGCCCACAUGAUCAUUGCCGGCGCCAUUGGCCAAGAAGUCAUCGACAAAAAGCUCCCUGAUCAGUGUGCUCGCGUCGGUGACUAUCUCUACACAAAACUAGACGCCCUUCGCGCCCAAUAUCCGCAUCUCAUGCAGCGCCUACGUGGCCGCCACCGCGGCACUUUCAUUGCCUGGGAUCUCCCCGACACCGAGACAAGGGACCACAUGCUCAAAAAACUCAAGCUAGCUGGUUGCAAUGUAGGUGGCUGUGCGGAACGAUCCGUGCGCCUCCGUCCGACUUUGGCCUUCGAAGAGAAGCAUGCGGAUGUCUUUGUCGCAGCCUUGGAGCAUGUCUUGACAGAACUGUAA